AAUACCGUUGCCAUUAAACAUUUGAAAAAGACGGCAACUACUUAAAGCAGAUAGUCAGUCGUGGCAUCAUCUCAGCCGUUCAAAAGAAAGGAGCCGUUCGACUUUUAACGUCACGGUUUGAAACUUUCUCCUCCGCCCUGCCCUCUCUUUUAUUUUGAAUUUCUAUUACCGUUUCUAUUUUUACUCUCUCUCUCUCUUAAAACACACACUAAUUCUCGCUCAAAAAAACACACUCGCAUUUGCAGAUCGUUGAUUUUUGUUCGUGUGAAAUAUAGCAUACAGAGAGGAAAUAAAUUGCAUUAGGAUCUGCAAAUGAGCGUUGAAUUGAUCGGGUGGGAUUUGAGUGUUUCAUUUGUUGGAUUGGAAUUCGUCAAGCUGAGUUCGGGCAGCAUAUAAUGAUUUGGAGAAGACAUUCAGGAGAAAAUUGCCAACGUGUGGGAAUUGGCAUAUGCAGAUUUGCCUGUUUUUCAAGUAGAUAUGGAAAGUGAUAGGAUCAGAAACACGUUUGCAGAUGGCGCUGGAGAUGGUGUACAUAGGGCUCGGCCUUCACAUGGGAGGACAAGUGGCCCCACGAGGCGUUCCACAAAGGGACAGUGGACUGCAGAGGAGGAUGAGAUAUUACGAAUGGCUGUUCAACGCUUCAAUGGGAAAAACUGGAAAAAGAUAGCGGAGUGUUUCAAAGACCGAACAGAUGUACAGUGCUUACACAGGUGGCAGAAGGUUCUUAAUCCAGAGCUUGUUAAAGGCCCAUGGUCAAAAGAGGAAGAUGAAAUGAUAAUUGAAUUGGUGAAAACAUAUGGGCCAAAAAAGUGGUCUACCAUUGCACAACAUCUUCAUGGACGUAUCGGAAAGCAAUGUCGGGAAAGGUGGUACAAUCAUCUUAAUCCUGGCAUAAACAAGGAAGCUUGGACACAAGAUGAGGAAUUGGCUUUGAUUCGUGCUCAUCAAAUUCAUGGAAACAAGUGGGCAGAGUUAACGAAGUACUUGCCUGGGAGAACCGACAAUGCAAUAAAAAAUCAUUGGAAUUCUUCUGUCAAGAAGAAAUUGGACAUGUAUUUGGCUUCAGGGUUACUUUCACAAUUUCAAGGUCUACCCCUAGUUAUCCAUUCAAAUCACUCGGCAGCAUCUUCUACUUCAAAAGCACAACAAAGCAGUGAAGAUGAUAGAGAUAGAGCAGAAAUUGAGGAAGCUUCUGAGUGCAGUCAAUGUUCAAAUGUUGCCGGUAUAUCCCAAUCUACAAACGAUGCAACUAACCGAAGUAAACAGCCCAGACGAGAUUACAAACGAACUGAAGAAUCAUGUUUAAUCCCGUCUUCUGAAGAUUAUUAUCGAGCAUCUCAAGAAGUCACAUAUGCUGUACCAGAUUUACCUUGUGAACUAGGGGACAAGUUUCUUGAAAAUGAUUUAAUUCUAGAUUGGGGGGCCUUUGUGGGGAAAGAUUGGCAACAAAACACAAAUUCUAUGCUGGAUCUCGGCCGAGAAUCAUCUGGACUAUUCAUGCCAUCUUUAACUGGCAGGGAUAACCAUGAUAAUGUACCCUUUCCGACAGAGACUUACAUGGAACUAGGUGCUUCUACUUCCAUGGGAAACAUGGUUGUGGGAUCUGAUAUCUCUAAUCAAAUAGCUCAUGCGGACGGUAAUACAGUAUAUCCUGAGGAUGGCCGUGAUGGAUUCCCCUGUGAAAAUGUUACUAGCGACAUUGAUGGACCAACAGGUUCAUUUCACGACUUUUCAAAUUAUCAGAUGCCUUUUGUGCCUUCUGAUAUGCCGGGAACUUCAUUCGCUCAACCUUGCCCAAUUUCUUCGCAACUUCCCCCCGAUGGUUCACAGAUAUUCAGCAUGAAUCCAGACCAGUUUAACUAUUCUGCACAUGGGACUACUGAGCAGGACUCCAUGUCACAGCGUAUGAAUGACUGCUUUGUCUAUGUUGAAUCUGAUUGCUCUCCUUGCGAGGACAAGUCCAUCGAGGCAACGAGGUCGCCAAGACUAGUUCCAGCUAAUGAUUUUGUUUUGGGACCAGUUAGUGAUGCUCAAUGUUGUUCUUCGGGGGACAAAGAUCCAGUGGAAUCAGAUGAACAGAAGGACUCCGGAGCUUUAUUCUAUGAGCCUCCUCGUUUCCCGAGCUUAGAUGUACCGUUUUUUAGUUGUGAUCUAAUACAACCUGGUGGUGAUGUGCAUCAAGAGUACAGCCCACUUGGCAUCCGCCAACUGAUGAUAUCUUCCAUGAAUCCAUAUAAACUAUGGGAUUUACCAUCUAGAGAUAAUAGCCCUGUAGCUGUACUAAAAAGUGCUGCCAAAAGUUUUACAGGCACACCAUCUAUACUGAAGAAAAGGCACCGUGAUUUGAUGUCUCCUUUAUCAGAUAAGAGGGUUGAAAAGAAGUUUGAAGGUAGUUUUAAGACAGAGUCAUUAGCUAACCUGACCAACGAUUUGUCCAGGUUAGAGGUUAUGUUCAAUGAAUGUAUGGACGAGAAAGGAGAAGGAAACUUUGAAGCACCUUCUGCAGAAAAAGAAAAUGUGGCCCCUCCUUGUGAACAAGCAAAGAAUGAGGGCAAUGAACGCAUUCUCCUUUCAGAAAGCAGAAUAUCACAGAAAGAAUCUAAUAUCUGCGAGAAUUCAGAAAAUUUAACAGAAAAAACUGCCGUGGCAGAAGUCAAACCCGAAUCUGUGGCUAAAGAUGCAACCAAUACGGCAAAAGAAUUUUCUGGGAUACUCGUCGAACAUGAUAUGAAUGAUGUAUUAUUCUUUUCUCCUGACCGCUUUGGAAUUAAGGGUGAUAGAUACGCCAGAAAACUUGAUGCUCUAUCAAAACACGGAGCAUUUUUAUCUUCGGCGGAGACUUCACGUUUUUCUAGUCAUUGCUCUCCUCGAUUCUGUACCAAGGAUGGCCUGCAAUCCUCGAGUCCUUCAGGGAAGAAAGCUGAAAGUUCUGGUAAAGGCAUAGCCUUUGAAAACAAUAGCAUAUACCUUGAGACACCGUUUAAGAGGAGAACAGAAUCUCCUUCACCAUGGAAAUCACCCUGGUUCAUGAACAAUUUUGUGCCAGGCCCAAGAGUCGACACAGAUAUAUCAAUUGAGGAUAUUGGCUACUUUUUAAGCCCAGGGAACCAAAGCUACGAUGCCAUUGGUUUAAUGAAACAAUUAGGAGAACAAACUGCCGGUGCAUUUGCGGAUGCUCAGGUUGUUUUGGGAGAUGAAACUCCAGAAACAUUAUCUAAAAUCAAAUGCUCCAUCAAUCCAAACUCUCAGACAGAACAUGAUCCUCUUUCGGCUUCAAUUUCCAUGGCAGAGAGGCGCACCCUCGAUUUUAGCGAAUGUGUAACACCAGCAAAGGAAACUGGAAAGUUCUCAAGCGGCAUUAGUUUCGCAAGUCCGUCUUCUUAUCUGCUCAAGGGUUUCAGAUAGAAGGUACUGCGGUUAAGGCGUACUGUAGUUUAUACUAAUACAAAUCUUCGUCAUUUUAUCUAUUAUACAUACUCUUCUGUAAAAAGGGUGAUUUAUUAUAUCAAAUACUAUUUUCAUUAUUUGUUGAUCAAUGACUAUGAAAUUUA
Molecule: messenger RNA, 3551 nt
Organism: Erythranthe guttata (spotted monkey flower)
Lineage: Eukaryota; Viridiplantae; Streptophyta; Magnoliopsida; Lamiales; Phrymaceae
Product: transcription factor MYB3R-1-like
Biological process (GO): regulation of DNA-templated transcription
Cellular component (GO): nucleus
Molecular function (GO): DNA-binding transcription factor activity, RNA polymerase II-specific; RNA polymerase II cis-regulatory region sequence-specific DNA binding
Source: RefSeq, a predicted model, not a curated record